GGGAAACAGAUUGCGCCGUUUUCUCUCGAAUAAUACUGGAUUUUCCCCGCUACUUCCCAGUUUGGCCAAAGAAUCUACUUUUUCAGAGGACAGAGGGGAGAUUAUUUCAGGUAAAGGACCUUAACCCUUGAUUUUUUUUUUCAUCACAAUUGAGGUUUUGGGGGUUUGGGAAGGCUGAAGAUCUCGCUUUUUUUCUUCUCUAUCAGUGAUGCAGUGAUUCUAGUACAAAAAAAAAAAAAAUCGGAGAGCUUCGCAGAACAUCCUUAGUGAGGUAGAUGGGACAGAGGUCGAGAAAUGGUUUUCUAGAGAUUGCUGGUCAUUAUGUUGAAACGGCGGUAGGCGCUGGGAUCGGAGGCCGGCCUUGAAACGCACAGGGCCCGUCGGGCUGCGCUUGCCAAUCGCUGCAGAGCCGUUUGACAGUUUUGUGUUUUUCAGCACCGCUGGGGAGGAGACAGCGCAAGAAGCCGAAAGCAAUGACUCCUGUCGCCUGUUUCCGCACGAUAGCGUGAAUCCGGUGAACGGCUGUGGCUAUCCGUCGCCCGUCUCAAGCGUUUGCACUUUAAUCGGUUCGGAAAGGGAACUUCACGAUGUUCCAGAAUAGAGGAGAGGGCCUGAUGGAUAUCUUUGUCGACAUAGGUUGUUUUUAAGAAACUUGGAUUAUAAAAAAGAAGGAGAGAAAGGGGCGAACGAAGGGCAGAGAAACCACUCGAUAAAAAAAACAAAAAAACGUAGGCCUAUUUGGUUGACGCGUGACUUCGUUCGGCAGUUAACGGGUGUGAGAUGAUCUCGGGCAGCGAUAUAUUUCGCCCUCGGAGUCUGGCCGGCUCGUAGACUGCAGUCUGCAGGUAUGCCAGUAAAGGAUUUAAUUCAGAAGGUUUACAAUGCGUCAAUGCAAAUUAAUCAUUUUUAAUCGUCAGCCAGUCUACUACAGGGAAUACAGUUAUAUGUUGAAUUAGCUUGUAAGGCUUGGACAUAAUUUUUUUUUUUUCUCAGAAGCCAAUUACUUUUUUUUUUUUACAACAUGGUGCUUGCAGUGAGGCACGGUGCCCAUUUAAUCUGGGUAGGCCUGUUCGUGUGCUGCAUGUUGGACCUUGGAGCCAGUUUGGAGUUCACGGGCGCGGAGGGGCAAUGGGCAAGGUUUCCCAUGUGGAAUGCGUGCUGCGAGAGCGAGAUGAGCUUCAACAUGAAAACGAAGAGCUCCCACGGACUCCUUGUGUACUUCGACGACGAGGGCUUCUGCGACUUCCUCGAACUGCUGAUACACAACGGCAGACUUAGCCUCCGGUUCUCAAUCUUCUGCGCGGACCCCGCCACCGUGCUGUCGGACACGGCAGUCAACGACAGCCAGUGGCAUGCGGUGACGAUACGGAGGAACUUCAAAAACACCACAUUAAUUGUGGACAGAGAGAUAAAACGGGUCGAGGUGAAGUCAAAACGACGGGACAUGACAGUGUUCAGCCAUUUAUAUUUAGGCGGGGUACCGCCGGAACUACUGUCAGCCACGUUGAGGCUUACGUCGGCCGCCGUGAAGGACCAAGUUCCCUUUACCGGAUGGAUAACUGACCUAAAAGUGAACAAUUCUGAGCCCGUGCUUACUGACAGCGAAGGAGUCAACAAUGAUGUUUGUGGCAUAGACAAUAUGUGUUUAAAUGGAGGAGUCUGCAACGUUAUCAACGACGAACCGACGUGCGACUGUUCGCAGACUGGAUACCAGGGAAAGGACUGCAGUGAAGAAGACAAGUAUGUUCAAGGUCUCGCGCACCUGAUGAUGGGCGACCAAGGAAAAGAAGAGUACGUGGCGACCUUCAAAGGAUCGGAAUACUUCUGCUACGACCUGUCGCUGAACCCGAUCCAGAGUAGCAGCGACGAGAUCACGCUGUCGUUCAAAACGCAGCAGAGAAACGGACUGAUGCUGCACACGGGGAAGUCGGCCGACUACGUCAACCUGGCGCUGAAAAACGGCGCGGUGUCGCUGGUCAUUAAUCUGGGGUCCGGGGCCUUCGAAGCCCUGGUGGAGCCGGUCAAUGGCAAAUUUAAUGACAAUGAUUGGCAUGAUGUCAAAGUUACCAGGAAUCUCCGUCAGCACUCAGGCAUUGGACACGCUAUGGUAACAAUAUCUGUGGAUGGAAUUCUCACCACCACGGGAUAUACACAAGAGGACUACACCAUGCUAGGGUCCGAUGACUUUUUCUAUGUCGGGGGCAGUCCUAGCACGGCCGACUUGCCGGGAUCGCCCGUUAGCAACAACUUUAUGGGUUGCCUGAAAGAGGUAGUGUAUAAAAACAACGAUGUGAGGCUGGAGCUGUCGCGUCUGGCCAAGCAGAGCGACCUGAAGAUGAAGGUGCACGGCAUGGUGGCCUUCAAGUGCGAGAACGUGGCCACGCUGGAGCCCAUCGCCUUCGAGACGCCCGAGUCCUACGUCACGCUCAGCAAGUGGAACGCCAAGAAGACGGGCUCCGUGUCCUUCGACUUCCGCACCACCGAGCCCAACGGGCUGCUGCUCUUCAGCCACGGCAAGCCCAAGCAGCCGCACAAGGACGCCAAGGGCCCCCAGGCGCUCAAGGUGGACUUCUUCGCCAUCGAGAUGCUGGACGGACACCUCUACCUGCUGCUGGACAUGGGCUCCGGCACCACCAAGACCCGGGCCGUCAACAGGAAGGUCAACGACGGGGAGUGGUACCACGUGGACUUCCAGAGGGACGGCAGAUCAGGUACCAUCUCCAUCAACACCAUCCGCACGGCCUACACGGCCCCGGGCGAGAGCGAGAUCCUGGAUCUGGACGACAACCUGUACCUGGGCGGCCUCCCGGAGAACCGGGCGGGGCUGGUGUUCCCCACGGAGGUGUGGACGGCCCUGCUGAACUACGGCUACGUGGGCUGCAUCCGCGACCUCUUCAUCGACGGCCAGAGCAAGGACAUCCGUCGCCUGGCCGAGGGCCAGCGGGCCGCCGGCGUCAAGCCCUCCUGCACCAAGGAGGCGCCCAAGCAGUGCCUGAGCAACCCCUGCCAGAACCACGGCGUGUGCCGCGAGGGCUGGAGCCGCUACGUCUGCGACUGCUCCGGAACCGGGUUCCUGGGCCGGUCCUGCGAGCGAGACGCCACCAUCCUGAGCUACGACGGCAGUAAGUUCAUGAAGAUCAAGCUGCCGGUGGUGAUGCACACGGAGGCCGAGGACGUGUCGCUGCGCUUCCGCUCCCAGAGGGCCUUCGGCGUGCUCAUGGCCACCACGUCACGCGACUCUGCUGACACACUGCGCCUGGAGCUGGACGCCGGCAGGGUCCGGCUCACUGUCAAUCUAGACUGUAUCAGGAUUAACUGUUCCUCCAGCAAGGGUCCGGAGACUAUAUUCGCUGGCCACAAUCUGAACGAUAACGAGUGGCACACGGUUCGAGUGGUCAGGAGGGGGAAGAACCUGAAGCUGACGGCGGAUGACAUGCAGCCUGUGGAAGGUCAGAUGGCAGGCGACCACACCCAGCUGGAGUUCCACAACAUCGAGACGGGCAUCGUGACGGAGAAGGGCUACCUGCCCAGCGUGCCGUCCAACUUCAUCGGCCACCUGCAGAGCCUCUCCUUCAACGGCAUGGCCUACAUCGACCUGUGCAAGAACGGCGACAUCGACUACUGCGAGCUCAACGCCAUGAUCGGCUUCAAGAACAUCAUCGCCGACCCCGUCACCUUCAAGUCCCGCUCCAGCUACGUGGCGCUGACCACCCUGCAGGCCUACUACUCCAUGCACCUGUUCUUCCAGUUCAAGACCACCUCCUCCGACGGCCUCAUCCUCUUCAACAGCGGCGACGGCAACGACUUCAUCGUGGUGGAGCUGGUCAAAGGAUAUCUGCACUACGUGUCUGACCUGGGCAAUGGAGCUCACCUGAUCAAGGGCAACUCCAACAAGCAGCUGAACGACAACCACUGGCACAACGUGAUGAUCUCGCGCGACACCAACAACCUCCACACCGUCAAGAUCGACACCAAGAUCACCACCCAGACCACCGUGGGGGCCAAGAACCUGGACCUGAAGGGUAACCUGUUCAUCGGAGGCGUUGCCAAGGAGCAGUACAAAGACCUGCCCAAGCUGGUGCUGGCGAAGGAGGGCUUCCAGGGCUGCCUGGCGUCGGUGGACCUGAACGGCCGGCUCCCGGACCUGCUGUCGGACGCACUGGACUGCGUGGGCCAGAUAGAGAGGGGCUGUGAAGUUGCAUUGAUGAAAGCUGACUUGCAAGGCCCCAGUACCACCUGCCAGGAGGACUCGUGUGCGAAUCAGGGCGUGUGCCUGCAGCAGUGGGAGGGGUUCAGCUGUGACUGCAGCAUGACGUCUUUCGGAGGGCCUCUCUGCAACGACGCGGGAACGACGUACAUUUUUGGGCGGGACGGCGGGCUGAUGGUGUACACGUGGCCCCCGAACGACCGGCCCAGCACGCGGGGGGACCGGCUGGCCAUCGGGUUCAGCACCCAGCUGAAGGAGGCCGUGCUGGUGCGGGUCGACAGCUCCUCUGGACUCGGGGACUUCCUGGAGCUGCACAUCGACAAGGGCAAUAUCGGAGUUGUAUUUAACGUGGGGACAGACGACAUUAAUAUCGAAGAGACGUCAAAGUUUGUAAAUGACGGGAAAUACCACAUAGUGCGGUUCACUCGGAGUGGUGGCAACGCCACACUACAGGUGGAUGACCUGCCUGUCAUUGAGCGGUACCCCACAGGCAACAAUGAUAACGAACGCCUGGCGAUUGCUAGACAGCGAAUCCCAUAUCGACUUGGUCGAGUAGUUGACGAAUGGCUACUCGACAAAGGACGCCAGCUCACUAUCUUCAACAGCCAAACCACCAUUAAGAUCGGGGGGCGGGACCGCAGCCGGCCCUUCCAGGGCCAGCUCUCCGGCCUGUACUACAACGGGCUGAAGGUCUUCAACAUGGCGGUGGAGGGGGACCCCAACAUCCGCGUGGAGGGCAGCGUGCGCCUGGUGGGGGAGUCUCCCCCGUCCGUCACGCCCCAGUCCAGCGCCACGGCGCACAACCGCUCCGAGACGUCCACCUCCAUCAUGGAGAUCACCACCACCACCGCCUCCAGCCACCGCGGGAGGCAGCCCACGCCCCGCGAGCCCCAGCAGACCACGGAUGACGUGUCUGCCUCUGCGGAGUGUCCGACCGACGACGAGGACAUCGAACUGUGUGAGCCGAGCUCAGGUGGGUUAGCGAACCCGUCGACCACGAAGGAGUACCCGGGGCCGUCGGAGGUGUUCCACGAGUCCAGCAGCACCACGGGGAUGGUGGUGGGCAUCGUGGCGGCGGCCGCCCUGUGCAUCCUCAUCCUCCUCUACGCCAUGUACAAGUACCGCAACCGGGACGAAGGCUCGUACCGCGUGGACGAGAGCCGCAACUACAUCAGCAACUCGGCCCAGUCCAACGGCACCGUGGUGAAGGAGAAGCCGGCCAACAGCGCCAAGGUGUCCAGCAAGAACAAGAAGAAUAAAGACAAGGAGUACUACGUGUGAUUCCCCCCCACUCCCCCUCCGCCCCCGCCCAGCCGGGAGGUCCACUCAAAGACCCCCCUCCCCACCCCCACCCCACCCCACCCCCUGUGUGUAUGAUAACAAACCCACAAACUAAUAAAACAUUUAGUCUUCAUUUUAUCUAAGACGGAAAGGCAAACUUAAACGGAAAUAACCCCACAGACUUGCUUUACUUUCUACCCGGGCGCACCGGACCGCGAGGAGCUGGACGGACAGUACGGUGAAGCGGACAGACUGAUGGACGGGUUGAGUUGAGAGGGGGCGACGGGCGGGUCGAGCGGAACGAACGCGGACGCUCCGAGGAGCAACAGACGGGAUACUGACAUCGCGCUCCCUGUUUCUCUCCUCCUCCUCCUCCCUCCUCCCUGGGAGGCGUGGCUAGGAGGGGGUUGGGAGGCUGCGCGAUUGGAGGGGUUAAAUAUCAUAAACUGUCAGUGUUUUCAUUUAUGUUGCCUGUGUUUGUGUUGCUGGGACAUUUCAUCGUAAUGAUGAUGAUGAUGAAAAAAAAUUAAAAAAUUAUAAACCGAUGCAUAAAUCAGUAAAAUUACGAAAACCGCCAAAACAUUCUGGAGUGACGAUGAGCAAAGGGAAACCACGGGAAGCGGACGUGGACGGACGCAGAAGCUACCUACGUUUGAGGAAACAGCCAAAGUAUUUGCACUCACACAGACCACAGGGCCGGCAUGAACUGCGUUGCCGGGCCAACUGUCCGUCUUGUCGAAAGUGCAAAGAAUGGUGUGGCCACCAGAUAUAAAAAAAGAUACUCAUUACAAAAAAAAAAGAAAAAAAAAGAAAAUAUAAACAUUCAUGUUGUGAUUAAGGAUUUACGGAGGCCUUACUUUCAUUCCCGUUGUGAAGUCCAAGGCAGGUGUUUUUGCGGAGAAUUUGAGGAUAACUACGGAAUGGGGAGAACUCCAUGCACGCAAAGUAUCUUAUAACAUAUGUUUAUAUACAGUACAAACACAUCUAUAUGUGCUUUCUGGACUGUGACAAGUGGUGUUUUAUAGGCUGUUGUAUAGAUGAUGCAAAAUAUAUCAGCUCUUCAACCAUUUUUAGUAAAAAAACCAACGAGAAAAGAAUAAAAAAGAGACAUAAAUGUUAGUAAGUGUUGCUAGAUAUAGAUUUUAUGACAACAUCUGCAGUUACCUUUUUGUUGCUUUAUUAUUUUUAAUCCCUCCUCUAUGCAUAUUUUAUGAUUCCUUUUUAUUUUUUUUCCCACAGCCAUCGAUUUGUAGUCCGUAUAGUGUCCCAGCUGUUUCCCUGACUCGUCCUCAUGAGUUACUGAGCGUCGAGGAAGAGGGUGGAAGGUGGGGUGCGGGGUGGGGUGUGGGGUACCUAGAGGGGAGCGGGGUGGGGUGGGGUGGGGUAGGCGUGCGGGGGAUGACAGAACAUUACACGCCACAGGAAGAGGUGGGGUGUAGGACCGCCACUGUCUUCCCGAACCCGUCCCAGAUUAAACUUACACCAGAGGUGUCCAAUCUUAUCCUAAAAGGGCCGGCGUCGGUGCAGGUUUUUGUUUUAGCCCAGCAGUAACACUCCUGAUACUAAUGAACUAAUCGUGGUCUUUAAUCGAGACCGUGAUGAGUAGAAUCAGCUGUCUUAGUCCUGUGCUAAAACAACAACCUGCACACACACACCGGCCCUGGAUGAGAUUGGACACCCCUGCUGGAUGCUAACGGGGAAGGUGGAUGUGUGUGAAUGGAGAUGCUGUCAUGUACGUGGUGAUGAACACACUGUAGGUCCUGACCACGAUGUACGAUGUGGUCGAUUGAGAAGGAGAGGUUCCGGGAGUCGGACGAAGGGGCCAUUUCAAUACGUCUGUGUUUGUGAUGUCAAGCCGUUUCAUGAGACCUGUAUUCAGAAUGAACUUGGGAAAAGAAGAAUAUUACCUAAGCUAUAAAUAAUGACAAUUGUUAUGUUUUUCUUUUGUCUUUUUUUUUCGUUUUUGCUAAUUCUUUUUUACAGUAUUUUAUGUUAAUUGUGAUGAUUCUCUAUUGACCUCAAAGUAAACUUUAUUAUAAAAAAAAUAUAAAAAAAUAGUUUUGAAAAAUUUAAAUGAAUAAAUAAAACAUUACCUAAAGUGAACACAAGUCUAUGAUGAAAUUAUUAGAAGGGUGUAUAAAAGCUAUGGUAAAUGAAAAACGCUAUAAGGGGAAAUAACCAAAAAUCUGUCAUUUACCCUUUUCCCCCCUUGUGGCUUUAUUUUCUACGAUAAAUGAGUAUGAAUAUAUGAGGGGGAAAAAAUGUACGUAUGAGUGGGGGAUCUCUUGAAAGUUCUGUUUUUUAUAUGAUUUACAUUAAUACUGCCUCACCAUGUAAUACCCUGUUCAUUAUAAUCUACGUUGUGUAUCCCAUAUUCUGCCAUUUUAUUUUGAAUUUUUAACACGAGCUUAUGCUGGAAAUAAAAGCUGAAGUGGGUGAGAAGUG
Molecule: messenger RNA, 7933 nt
Organism: Conger conger (European conger)
Lineage: Eukaryota; Metazoa; Chordata; Actinopteri; Anguilliformes; Congridae
Product: neurexin-1a-like
Exons: 23
Coding region: 1022-5488 (1488 amino acids)
Source: RefSeq, a predicted model, not a curated record